Spea bombifrons (plains spadefoot toad) is the source of this 2373-nucleotide messenger RNA. It is a transcript of the gene OSBPL11, whose product is annotated as oxysterol binding protein like 11. Lineage: Eukaryota; Metazoa; Chordata; Amphibia; Anura; Pelobatidae. The transcript is spliced from 13 exons. The record is from RefSeq and is a predicted model, not a curated record. Gene Ontology annotation, molecular function: sterol binding. Gene Ontology annotation, cellular component: membrane; cytosol; intracellular membrane-bounded organelle. The coding region runs from base 48 to 2249 and encodes 733 amino acids.
UUCAGAGAGCGCCAGGAACAAGCACGGCGUCCGGGGCUUUUACCGCCAUGCAGGGGGACGCGCCAGCCAUGAAGGUCUCUGACAGUGACGGCAAGCUGGAUACGGCGCCCAGUCCCCACAACCAUCGGGCAGCCAGCAGAGCGGCAGGGAGCAAGCCGUGGCAGUACAGCGAUCACAUGGAGAAUAUUUGCGGCUACCUGAUGAAGUACACCAACCUGGUCACCGGAUGGCAGUUUCGCUUUUUCGUUUUGAAUAACGAGGCCGGCCUGCUGGAAUACUUCCUUAACGAGCAGUCCAAGAAUCAGAAGCCACGGGCGACGGUCCAGCUGGCCGGGGCAGUUAUCUCUCCCAGCGAUGAAGACUCUCACACGUUUACUGUGAACGCAGCCAGCGGAGAGCUCUACAAGCUCCGAGCCUCUGAUGCCAAGGAGCGUCAGCACUGGGUGAGCCGGCUGCAGAUCUGCACUCAGCACCACACGGAGGCCAUCGGGAAGAAUAAUCCUCCUCUAAAGUCGCGCAGCUUCUCUCUGGCCUCUCAGGGCAGCGGGAACUCUCCGGGGUCCCAGCGGCGGCCCAGUCAAAACGCAUCUUCCUUCUUCAACGCCAGCCACCACCGAGCAAUGCCCCCCAACCGGCGAGCCCAGACCCUGCAGCCGGACCACCUCGGGGACGUCCGCGAGAUGAUGAUCCGGGCCGAGGGGCAGCAGAGGGAGUUGAUGCGCAGCAUCGAGGGGCUUCCCUCAACCGGUCAACUCAACUCUCUGGACCAGGACCUCCUGAUGCUCAAAGCCACGUCCCUGGCCACCCUGAACUGUCUGAACGACUGCUUCCACAUGCUGCACCAGCAACACGCUGCCUUCAGCAGGCAGAUCCUGCCGCCGGGAAUGACGAUCAAUUGGCCGGAACCCAAGAUCCCGCUGUCCAACCACCUUAAGAACGGAGAGGAUCCCAGCUUCCCCACGGAGGAGAGCAAAGAGCCGGACUUACUGAGCGAGGCGCAUGCUGUGACCGAGGGCCUGCAGCUGACCCGGGAGCCUGAAGACAUAGACCAGGAGGAUGAAGUGGAGGAUGAGUGUGACUUGGAGGAAGAUGACUUGGGUGCCGUGGAGGAGCAGCGCAGCAUCAUCCUGCACCUCCUGUCGCAGCUCAAACUCGGCAUGGACCUGACGCGGGUGGUCCUCCCAACCUUCAUCUUGGAGAAGCGCUCCUUGUUGGAGAUGUACGCCGACUUCCUGUCGCACCCGGACCUCUUCCUGUCCGUCAGCUGCGGCCGGACCCCAGAAGAGCGGAUGGUGAGGUUUGUGGAAUAUUACCUGACCUCUUUUCACGAGGGCCGCAAGGGGGCGCUGGCCAAGAAGCCCUACAACCCCAUCAUCGGCGAAACAUUUCACUGCUCCUGGAGGGUCCCGAAAGACACUGUGGGGUCCGCAGAACCCCUCGAGGCUCCGGCGCCGGACGCUCCGGACCAAGCGCCUCGUUUGGAGGAGACGGGGAGGAAAGAUCCGGACUUUUAUACAGUCAGAUUUGUGGCGGAACAAGUUUCUCACCACCCUCCGGUGUCCGGAUUCUACGCAGAGUGUCCGGAACGCAAAAUGUGCGUCAAUACCCACGUGUGGACCAAAAGCAAGUUCAUGGGGAUGUCCAUUGGCGUGACCAUGAUCGGCGAAGGAGUCCUGCAUCUGCUGGAGCACGGAGAGGAGUACACCUUCACUCUGCCAUGCGCGUACGCGCGCUCCAUACUCACCGUGCCGUGGGUGGAACUCGGGGGGAAGAUCAACGUGAACUGCGCAAAGUCGGGUUACUCGGCCGCCAUCACGUUCCACACCAAGCCCUUCUAUGGAGGCAAGUUACACAGGGUCACGGGGGAGAUUAAACACAACCCUUCGAACAGCGUGGCGUGUAGGAUUCAGGGAGAGUGGAACAGCGUGCUGGAGUUCGCACACAGCAGCGGCGAGACGCGAUCGGUCGACCUCUCCAAGCUCCCGGUGACGCGGAAGCGCGUGCGUCCCGUCGAGAAGCAGGGGCUCUUCGAAUCAAGGCGUCUCUGGGCUGAAGUUACGGAGUCUUUGCGCGCAAAAAAUAUAGACAAAGCCACAGAACACAAGCGGAGUCUGGAGGAGCGUCAGAGAGCGGAGGAGCGGCUGCGGGCCGAGACCGAGACCGCCUGGAAGACGAAAUACUUUAAUAAAGAGGGAGACGGAUGGGUGUAUUACCGGCCCCUGUGGACGAGCCCCGAUUCUGGCCUUUAAUGGAGCGGUGUGACGUGCCGGUGCUCGAGGGGCGGGACCCCGUCUGCGGUGACUCUCGGCUUUUCUGCGGGACGGAGGAGGCUCCGCUCGGCGUGGUUCAUGUUAUCCUCUCUGCGGCAGCGGC